Closterium sp. Naga37s-1 is the source of this 1059-nucleotide messenger RNA. Lineage: Eukaryota; Viridiplantae; Streptophyta; Zygnematophyceae; Desmidiales; Closteriaceae. The record is from the annotation of a GenBank genome assembly.
AUGUCCCUCGCCUGUCGUCACAUCACAUCUCCCCGCCUUUCUCCCACUCCUCACUUGGGAUUCUACCAAUCUUACCCCAUCACUUUCAAAACUCUUCCCAUCCCUCACCACCGAUUCGCCGCAAACAUCUCUUCCCAUUUUCCUCCCGACCAGGUUUUCGCAUUGCCGGACAUGGCGCUCGCUUGUCCUUCCUCCGUGUCCUUCAAGUCCUUCCAAGGGCUCAAGGCCAGUCCCUCUGUCUCUUCCCAAGCGCGCAUUAGUCGCUCCAAUGUAGCUUUUCCGAACGCCGCCUCCAAGCGGCUGGUCGCCGUCGCGGCCGUUGCAGAGGCACCAGCAGCUGCCGGCCCGGCAGUUCUGCCCGUCCUGACGAUGGACGGCGCGAACUCGGGCAAGACGGCAGAGCUGAACCUGCGGACGGCACGGCCGGAGACGGCGAAAGCUGUCGUCCACCGCGCCGUUGUCACCUACAUGCAGAACAAACGCGCGGGUACCGCGAGCACGAAGACCCGCGCGGAGGUGCGCGGAGGCGGGCGGAAGCCGAUGAAGCAGAAGGGAACCGGCGGCGCUCGCCGGGGAUCACAGCGGACGCCGCUGCGCCCCGGUGGUGGUGUGGUGUUCGGACCUAAACCCAAGGACUGGACUAUUAAGAUCAACAAGAAGGAGAAGCUGCUCGCCGUGGGGACCGCUCUGCAGAACGCGGCGACCUCGAAUGGCGGCGCGAGCUUCAUCGUGAUCGAGGACGUGCACGACAAGGUCGCGGCGCCUAAGACUAAGGACUUCGUCGCGGCGCUCGCGCGGUGGGGCGUGGAUUACAAGAAGGACCACGCGCUGCUGCUUACCGGCGAAGCUUCGGAGAACCUGCUGCUAUCGACGCGGAACAUUGAGAACCUGAAGGUGGUCACGACGAACGCGCUGAACAUCUACGACGUGCUGCGCGCCGAUAAGCUGCUGGUGACGGAGUCCGGGCUUGAGUACCUUAACCAACGGUUCGGCGAUGACGUGCUGUUUGUAGACGGGGAGGAGGACGAGGAGGAGGGAGAGGAGGCGUCAGAUGCUUAG